This is a messenger RNA of Scleropages formosus (Asian bonytongue), 1701 nucleotides long. RefSeq names its product RNA binding motif protein 18 (gene rbm18). The coding region runs from base 193 to 759 and encodes 188 amino acids. NCBI's taxonomy places the organism in Eukaryota, Metazoa, Chordata, Actinopteri, Osteoglossiformes, Osteoglossidae. The transcript has 6 exons. The record is from RefSeq and is a predicted model, not a curated record. Gene Ontology annotation, molecular function: RNA binding.
UUAGUGGGAAACGUCAGCGUUCGGUGUUGCUGUUGUUGUUUUGUAGUUUGGGAACCAUAUCUUAACUUAAAUUCCACGAGAACGGUAGCCCUACAUUAAUAAUAACAAUAUUGUUUAGGUGAGCUACAUAAAGAGUCAACGAGAACGCAGUGGCACAAUCAAAAGAGCGACUUAAAGAAGUACACGAAACCCAUGCAGUCAGCUGCAGAAACGCUGGAGAAUGCCUCCAUACUGUCCGAGAGCUCGUCGCAGGAGGGACAUCGCCUGUGGAUCGGAAACAUCGACCCCAAAAUCACAGAAUACCAUCUUGUGAAGCUGCUGGAGAAAUUUGGGAAGGUGAAGCAGUUUGACUUCCUCUUCCACAAGUCUGGCCCCCUUGAAGGUCAACCCCGGGGGUACUGCUUUGUCAACUUUCAGACUAAAGAGGAGGCUGAACGGGCCAUACAGUGCCUCAAUGGGAAGCUGGCCCUAUCCAAGAAGUUGGUGGUCCGCUGGGCCCAUGCACAGGUAAAGAGGUUCGACCAGUACAGAGGUGACAAGACUCUGCCUGCUAGCCUCGAGCCCUCGUCCAGUGCAGAGGAGAUGCCCACUACCCUAAGUGUCAAUGCAAAAAUCCGUGCCAUUGAAGCAAAGCUGCAGAUGAUGGAAGAAAAUCGUGAUGAGGAAUACUCGGGCCCCUCGCCAUACGUUUACAACAAGCCGCCCGAGAAGAAGCGCCCGGCACCAUACAGCAGAUACCCUCGCAAAUACCGCCGAUGACAGUGGUCCUCGCCCACAUUACCUGGCUGUGUGGGGAAACCACUGGGUUACUAAAAAGUGCUGCAGUCAAAACUGUCCACUUUUGUCACUAGACUGUAAUGUUUGACGCGCAGGCGCGGAUGUCACGACCUAUACAGUGGUCCUGGUGUAAAUAUACCGGGUUUCAGUUGGAUGUCACUCUGCAGCUGUAACAUUUUUGGCCAAAACACAGGCAGUGCAGCAAAUAACUUUUUGCUGGUGAAAUGUUUUGCUUUUAAUUUUGGCAUGUGUAGAUUUUUUUGUAGACUCUCUCCCCCCCCCCUUACAAUUUUGUACUUUUGGCUCCAGAGUGUUAAUAUAGACAUAUGUUGAGAUUCCAAACUAUAUUUUCUGUGGCCUUUAUUUGGGGGCUUUCAGAUCAGUCACUUGAAUUGUGUGUUAUCAGUAGUGUAUAUUAUGUAUGUUUUCCCCAUUAUUAUUAAAACAUGAGAUUUCAAAGCUCAUAAGCCCAUGAUUCUUUCCAUGUUAGUUUGGUUAUGCUUAGUUUUUUCCUCUCCUACUGUUCAAAAGGGAGAUCAGUGCACUGUUUAAUCCUGUAUCUUAAGCAAAAUUUUUAGUUUUUGCAAAUGACAUUGUUUCAUAGUUACACGUGUGAAAGAACAGAUUUUUGACAUGAUAAUAUUUGACUCUCAAAUAUUUAUCUCAAGCAAAUGUUUUCUUUCGUUUUGAUUUAGGUAAUAAUGUUGAUCAGUGCAUUGGAUUUAAUGUACUUGAUGACCAUGGAGCACUGAUUAUGGAUGUGUGUACCUAUAGGUGUCUGCUGUACCAUGUUUAAUGCACUGUUGCAUUAUAUUCUGACACCUAACCUUAAUGCAGUCUUUCAGUGAACCACAGUUAGAAAGGAGAACUGUGUAAGAGAAACCAAAUUAUUAGAAUUUGUAUUUACUGUAUUUUCUUGAAUUU